Molecule: messenger RNA, 3501 nt
Organism: Zingiber officinale
Lineage: Eukaryota; Viridiplantae; Streptophyta; Magnoliopsida; Zingiberales; Zingiberaceae
Exons: 3
Coding region: 1-3501 (1166 amino acids)
Source: RefSeq, a predicted model, not a curated record
AUGCCUGAUGAUAUUUAUGUAGAGCUUCUACACUUCAUUGCUCAGAAAUGGUACUCUUGUUUUAAGGACAUACCUCUGUUAAGGUUUAUUGAUUCCACUGGUGGCAUAUCUUUGUUAAGUGUAUCACAAGCAACGAAUGGUUAUCAGAAGCUAUGUAUUGCUAACGGUGACGAUCAGAUCAUCACAUGGCUCAUCAACUGGAAUCGGGAGUUUAUAUCUGUCUCAAAACUAUAUUUUAUGCCACAAACCUUGCAAUUGUCUUUAAGAAAGUCAAAAUCAGGAGUAAUGGAUUGGCUCAAGAAUUCUGUGAAGCUGCAGAGUUUAAGUCUUCAUGACUAUGGGUCAAUUGUGAUCAAGUCACUAACUAGUAGCAACCUUGUCAUAGCCUUCACUCAUUUUCUAUAUCAUUCUCGUAGGUAUAAUUAUGCUAGUGAAUGGUGCAUAAACUCAUUGUUCUCUCACUUGCCAAUAGUAGAUGAAUACAGUGGAGUGAUAUUAGGAAAGAGAGAAGUCCUUGUGCCGGCCAGUGUGAGCAAAUGGGCAAUAUUAAUUGGUUCAAAUCCUUGGAGGCAUGACAAUUAUGUUGUAUUGAGUAGGGAGUAUUUGUCUUCUGCCAAUUUUGCAGGAAAUGUUACCUGUGAAGGACUGAUUUUAAAAUUCCUGCAACAACAUGGUAAGGCCUCUGAUAUUCCACAAGUUUAUCCUCCAAAUGCAGCUUUCAGAACUAACUUUUUUAGCAGCAUUAAAACUGGAAGCUGGUUGAAGACAUCAAUUGGUUACAAGUCACCUUCUGAGUCAUUCUUGCCGAGCUCCGGUUGGGGAAGACUACUUCAGGAAGCAUCAACACUUGUUGACAUACCAAUAAUCCAGAAAGAUUUUUAUGGUGAAAAGAUAACAGAGUACACCACAGAACUUAAAGAAAUUGGAGUCAGAUUUGAAUUUAUGGAUGCAUCACAAUAUAUUGGUAACCAUCUCAUGGCUGUUACAGCUAACUCCACCUUAACCAGAGCAAAUGUCUUUUCAUUGCUGAAGUUGGUCAGAUAUUUGGGAGAGGUAAGCUUAUCCCCUCUGUAUCUAAUUCAGAGCACCAAAGCUUCAAAAUGGCUAAAAACAUCAGUUGGUUUCAGAUUACCAUCAGAAUCCAUAUUGCUUGAUUCAGAAUGGACACUUGCAUCACAUGUCAGUAAUCUCCCUUUCAUAGACACUUCAUUCUAUGGCGAGCAGAUUGUUGAUUACAAGACUGAGUUGCAAUUGUUUGGUGUUUUAGUUAGAUUCAACAAAAAUUAUAAGGUUGUGGUUGAUAACUUUAAAAUUCCCUCAAAUUGUGUUUCUGCUGAUGCUGCCAUUUUCAUACUUGAAUGCAUACGAAAUGUAAACAUUCCUGAUGAUCUCAUCAGAAAGUUAUCACAGACUAAAUGGUUGAAUACCCAGCUUGGCUAUCAACAUCCAGGUGAAUCUUUUAUGGCUGUCAUAGAAUGGGAAUGCCUUCUUCAGGUUGUUAGUGGCAUUCCGAUAAUAGAUGAGCCAAUGUAUGGCGGUAGAAUCAGGUCAUAUCUGGCAGAGCUAAAGAGAGUUGGAGUAACAGUAACCAGAGAUGACUUCUCAAAAGCUAUUGGUACUCGACUGAAUCUCCUUAUAAAGAAAACAUUGAUCACUAACAAAAAUGUUCUCGCAUUGUUAACAUGUUAUAGGCAGUUUAUCAUAAAGCAAAUUACAUUCCCACAUGAUCUUUUCCUUUUCUCCCUUGAGAAGGAAUGGUUGCAUACUAAUCUUGGAUUUAGAUCUCCAAAAGCUUCCAUCCUAUUUGGUCCAGAGUGGGAGCCUAUCUCAGCUAUAACAAAUCUUCCAUUUAUUGACGGCUAUUCUGCAUUUUAUGGUUACUCCAAUGAGAUUAAUGGUUUCAAAAAUGAGCUCAAGGCCUUUGGUGUUGUAGUUGACUUCAAAGAGGGAGCUAAAUUUGUUAUAGACAGGAUCAACCUUCCAAGAGAUCCUUCCGUCAUUAAUCCAGUUAGCAUUAUAUCCUUAUUUCAGUGCAUUCGCAAUAUGAAGGAAAACACAAAGUCUCUUCCUAUGAAGUUCAAGCAACAGAUGAAAAGUAGAUGGAUAAAAACAUUUCUUGGAUACAGAUCUCCAGAAGAGAGCAUUCUCUUUGAUCCCAAGUGGAGUUUGCUAAGGAAAGACGGUCCCUUUAUUGAUGACAUCUUCUAUGGAUCUGAGCUUACAUCUUAUAAAAGGGAGCUUAAAGAAAUUGGUGUAUCUGUGAAUGCCACUCAAGCAUGCCUGUUACUGGCGCUUCAUAUUAAGUGUCACUCUGAUAUUACCAGAAUCUCGAGAGUGUACCUAUUCUUGAAUGAACAUAAAUGGGUGGCUUAUGUUAAAGCUGCAGAGUGGAUUUGGAUCCCAAAGGGUGGUGGAGAAUGGGUGAGCUCGAACAGGUGCAUACUACAUGAUAAUCUUGACCUGUUUGGUUCCCAACUCUUUAUUUUGGAUAAAUACUAUGACACAAAGCUUCUUGAAUUCUUUUCAAGGGCUUUUGGGAUUCGGCUUGGUCCAUGCAUCGAUGACUACUUGAAGCUCUGGUCCUCGUGGGAAGUUUCAGCGCACCACCUUACUGUGCAGCAAUGCUCCGCUUUCUGGGUCUUCAUUGUGAAGCACUGGAAUAGCAACACAGAGAAACUUCUGCAGGGAAGCAUAUCAAAAGUACCAGUUCAAAGUAAUGACGAGGUCAUUCUUUCCAACAAACAAGAUGUAUUCAUUCCCGAUGAUCUCUUGCUGAAGGAACUGUUUGACAAGGUUUCUGGAACAAUCUUUGUCUGGUAUCCUCUAGUUACCUCUCCGACACUUUCUAGAGCAAAUAUGAACAAGAUAUAUAGCAGCAUUGGUGUUCGAUUAAUUUCUGAGGUUGUACAAAAGGACGAGUCUUUCAGGAUUACUGGUGCUAGUUUUAGGGAAGUUGAUCCGAGAUCUCUUGUAUCAAAUAAUGGAUUGCUGAGGAUUGUACUUGCCUUUCUUUCCGAUACUUCUCUUGAUAUAAUUGCUACUGAAAGGCAUCGUCUUGUCAAAUAUUUGAUUGAUUUAGAAGUUUUGGAAAUUGAUGAGCCUAUUACAGUUUGCUAUAAGCUGACAUUAUCCACUGGAACAAUAUUAGAUUCAAAAGCUACCAGAAUGUUCAGUUGGGAGAAGGAUAAUGCGAAGCUAUUCUUACAAAGUGGUGAAGGUAGAACGAAGCCAAAGAGACAUAGCAUUGAAUAUGCAACAAAUUUUGCUGAUGUGAUUGCAAAGGGCUUACUGUCUGAAUUUCCUUACCAGAUUGCUUCACUUGCUGAGCUUAUUAGGCUUGGUUGCUUUGUAGACUUUGAGGAAGAUGCAAUCGACUUCUUGUUGAAGACCAAGAAUCUCCAGUUGUUUCCUGAAGACGAAGAGUUUCUAUCAUCUAUAGCAUCCACAAAGAAUGUGGGAAAGACUGAAACUGGAGAAACUGCACAGUCGACUGCUACCUGA